ACCGCGUCCCGGCCCAAGAUGGCGGCCGCGUGCGUGAUGGGGCCGCGUUCCCGCCGGGGCCGGCUGGAAGCGGCGCAGCUGAGCCCGCGCGCGAGGAGCGAGAGCGGUGAGAGGCAGGCGCUUUAACACAUAUAUACCCUAAAGAGAUACAGAUAGAGCCGGUGUUUCUCUCCCUCCCGCCCGCCCGCCGGGGCCGCCGCAGCCCCGCCCCCCGCAGCCGGCACGAGGCCGCACGCGGGGCCGGGCUGAGCCGGUGUCCGCGCUGCGGGUGCGGGGAUGGCGGAGGAACGCGGCCCGUGCCAGCCCGGGCCGGGCCCGCAGCUGCUGCCGGCGGCUGAAGAUGGAGCAGCGAGCGCGGCCGGCGGGGACCGCGCGGAGAGCCCCGCGUCCUGCCCCGACAUCUACAGGUACACCAAGGGAGACCUGUUCACCUCCGAGAUCUAUAAAGUAGAAAUACAAAACCUCCCUAAAUACAUCGGGUUUAACGAUGUGAAAAAGUUUCUCGCCAAAUACGGUCUCAACCCUCACAAGAUCAAACUCUUCGGGAAGCAGACGUUCGCCUUCGUGACUUUUAAGAGCGAGGAGGAGAGGGAGAAGGCGCUGGGCGUCCUGCAGGGCGUGCUGUGGAAGGGCCGGCACCUGAGCGUCCGGCUGGCCAAGCCCAAGGCUGACCCGAUUGCCAAGAAAAGGAAGAAAAAGCAGGGGGCGAAGCAAGGAGAGGCGAAGCGGCCGGUUCCCGCCAGCGCUGAGGAGCCCCCGAGCAAGCUGAUCGCCGACGUGGUGACCCCCCUGUGGAACGUGCCCUACGAGGAGCAGCUGGCCAGGAAGAAGCAGGACUGCGAGGAGGUGCUGCAGAAGCUGGCAAAGGAAAUAGGAAAUAAGAACAGAGCUUUAUUUCCUUGGUUGGUCCUUCAGAAGCAGAAGUAUAAUAAAUUGUGUUGCCCAGUAGAGGGAGUGAAAGCAUCACCAUUGCAGACUGAGUAUCGCAACAAGUGUGAGUUCUUGGUCGGGAUUGGUGUAAAUCAAGAAGACAAAACUGUGGGUUGUCGUCUUGGCAAAUACAAAGGUGGAACGUGUGCUGUGGUGGAGCCAUUUGAUACUAUUCACAUUCCUGCUACUGCCAAAAAGGUAGUAAGAGCUUUCCAGGACUACAUAAGGUCAACUCCUUACUCAGUUUACAGCCCAGAAACCUACGAAGGUCACUGGAAGCAGCUCACAGUCCGUACCAGCAGGCAUGGCCACAUCAUGGCAAUUGUUUAUUUUAACCCUCAGAAACUAAGUAAAGAAGAGCUAGCUGACCUGAAAAUCUCUCUGGCAAAAUACUUCACAGAAGGGGUGGGAAAGAGCAGUGGCAUUACCUCUCUGUACUUUGUGGAGGAAGGACAAAGGAAAUCUCCCAAUCUAGAAGACCUGCCUUUGGAGCACGUGGCUGGGGAUAAGUACAUAUAUGAAGAACUUCUUGGCCUAAAAUUUAGAAUUUCUCCUCAUGCAUUUUUUCAAGUCAACACACAAGCUGCGGAAGUGUUGUACACUGCCAUAAGGGAGUGGGCACAGCUGAGCCAGGAGAGCACGGUACUUGAUGUUUGCUGUGGGACAGGAACUAUUGGGAUUUCUUUGGCAAAGAAGGUGAAGAAAGUGAUUGGAAUUGAACUCUGCCAAGAAGCUGUGCAGGAUGCCAAAGUGAAUGCCCAGAUUAAUGAACUGAAUAACAUUGAAUUUUACUGUGGGAAAGCUGAAGAUCUUGUUCCUUCCCUAAUUAAUGUAUUAGCUCCUCAGAACCUGAUUACUAUUGUAGAUCCACCACGAGCAGGGCUGCAUUCCAAGGUAAUUCUUGCCCUUAGAAGAGCUGAACAUCUGAAGAAGCUUAUCUAUGUAUCCUGCAAUCCCAGAGCUGCAAUGAAUAACUUUGUGGACCUUUGCAGGGCCCCUUCCAACAGAGUCAAAGGAGCCUCCUUCCGACCCAUGAAAGCACUGGCUGUGGAUCUCUUCCCUCAGACCACCCACUGUGAGCUACUGAUACUCUUUGAAAGGGUCGACUGUGCAAACGGGAGCUCCAGUGAAGCAAUGCCUGAUGCUGCUCAAGUCACUGCAGCAGGAUAUGACUCAGAGUGCUCAGAUGGCACCAACCCAUUGACCACUGAUGCCAGCCAGGAGACUUCUGUACAUGUAGAUACUGCACCUGAGGAGAUGCAAUCAAAUUAACUCCUGAGAGUCACUUUCCAGAAACUGCUUUUGCUUGUUAAUGGCUUCAAUGACAUUGUUUCUGUAACAUCCAGGUAAUAAAUCUCUGUUCAGCAGAGAAUUUGCAAGGCCCCCAAGUUAUUUCACUAUACUAGGUUGAGUUGAAUUUCUUCAGGUACAAUUAGGCCAAAUCCUGCAUUUUUCUUCCUGUUCUCGGGGGGAGCUUUAGGUGAGUGAAGUAACAUAGAUGGUGGUCUCACUCCUUAAACAGUUGAAAUGUAGCCUUAAGUACAGUAUUCCACAACCAUGAUCAGGUACAGCUAUUUGAAACUUUCAUGACUUCAACACAAGGCCAUACCUUCCAGUGUCAUACAUCACACUUCAAGUGUUAGUGAAUAGCUGCUGUUUAUCAACAACUGUCUAAACAGUGUUGUGCCUUUUGAAUGAGCUACUAAAAGUUUAGCAAUCUUAAACCUUCUAUAAAUCAUCAAUUUGCCACAUCUUUAGGAGGAAGCAGCCAACUCUUAUUCUAAUAAAAAUGUUAACAUUUCCACUCUUGAAAUCAGUUUUAUUCUGAGACUAGUGUCACUGAGAAUACAAUAAAGGCUUUCUUCUGUCAUUUCCUACAAUGUACAAGGCCAAGAUGACUUCACUCAAGCAUACCCUUACUAGUGAAGACUUAAUACUUCUUGCCAAGAUGGGUGUCCCUGGCUAGUGGCUGUACAGUUAAUUUCUGAGUGUAAGUUUUUAGGUUUUGCUAGAGGCUCAUUUUCCUCUCAGACUGUUAGUAAGCCUGCUCAGUGGAUACCUUCAGUCAAGUACCUCCCUAUGUUGCAAUGAUCUGCAGCUUUUUGAUCCUGCAGUAGCUUUAAAAGGGCUAACCUCAGCCUCAUGGAAAAUAUGUUUAUGGAAGAGUAAUGUCUAAUUCUGAAAAAUAUUACACCUCAGCUUACUCAGCCUUUGAGGUUAUAAUCAAGUAUACUUUUGGACACAGUGUUUCUUUGUACCAAACCUCUGCCAUAGAUCUUACCUCAAGUAUCUUCCCAACUGUUAUACUCAGAGCCCUGUGCAGUAAGAGAAAAAGGCAGUUAUUUAAUGCAAAACCUUACCACAGCAAGUACUGCAGGCACCCAGGUCAUGUCCUUAACUAUGAGGCUCAGCACCUUAAGCUGCACUUCCAGGGUUUGUGGAGGCAAACCUAGUGGACACUCCUGCCCUUGCACAAGUUGCUCUCCAGUCAGGAUUCAUAUCAGAACAGAUACUCAGCACCUGGCAAUAACUUAACAGAUUGUGGUCCAUGCAACAGAAUACACAAUUAUACUGACUGUUAGAAGGAAUAACCAUUUUAAACUUACUGAUCAUACUUCUAAUGUACAUUUAAUACAGACUGAACGAAGUAUCUGUCCUAGCACAUGGACAUGCUGGUAGCCCUUCCUUUCCAGUUAGGAAGGUGUGUGACAACAGGCACCAAACCAAACAACUUAGGGCUGCAUCAUUCAAGUAAAAAUACAAAUUCCAAUUAAAUAAAACGUUUAAAUUCCAUUUCAUUCCAAGUGAUGUCUAACCAUGUAAACAUUACAUUCUUUACCAAAAAAGUGGUACUUCUGUAACCAAUGAGCCUGUACUGAUUUAAUUUCUAUUUGAAAAUACCUACAAGAAUCAAUAAAUCAUUUUCUUUUCUAAA
Messenger RNA from Apus apus (common swift), 3865 nucleotides. It is a transcript of the gene TRMT2A, whose product is annotated as tRNA methyltransferase 2 homolog A. Gene Ontology annotation, biological process: RNA processing. Gene Ontology annotation, molecular function: RNA methyltransferase activity; RNA binding. Bases 277 to 2202 code for a protein of 641 amino acids. The record is from RefSeq and is a predicted model, not a curated record. The transcript is spliced from 11 exons. NCBI's taxonomy places the organism in Eukaryota, Metazoa, Chordata, Aves, Apodiformes, Apodidae.